This is a messenger RNA of Exophiala dermatitidis NIH/UT8656, 2013 nucleotides long. RefSeq names its product acetyl-coenzyme A synthetase. Gene Ontology annotation, molecular function: AMP binding; acetyl-CoA synthetase activity. The transcript is spliced from 4 exons. Bases 1 to 2013 code for a protein of 670 amino acids. Gene Ontology annotation, cellular component: cytosol. The record is from RefSeq and is a predicted model, not a curated record. NCBI's taxonomy places the organism in Eukaryota, Fungi, Ascomycota, Eurotiomycetes, Chaetothyriales, Herpotrichiellaceae.
AUGUCUGAAGGCGACGUCCAACCGCCUAAGGCGCCCGUGGUGGCCGAAGCCCAUGAAGUGGACACUUUCCAUGUCCCCAAGGCCUUCUGGACGAAAGGAUCGGGCAAGACCCAUCUAAAGGAUCUGGAUGAGUACUAUGCCAUGUACAAGGAGUCCAUUGAGCAGCCAGACAAGUUCUGGGGCAGAUUAGCACGAGAACUCCUUAGCUGGGAUAAAGACUUCCAAACAGUCCACAGUGGAAGCCUGGCGAACGGCGACAAUGCUUGGUUUCUGGAAGGCCGCCUGAACGCUUGCUACAACUGUGUGGACCGUCACGCCAUCAAGAACCCAGACAAGCCGGCAAUCAUCUAUGAGGCUGAUGAACCCGGCGAGGGCCGCGUGCUCACGUACGGCGAGCUCCUCCGUGAAGUAUCCCGCGUCGCGUACACCCUGAAGCAGAUGGGCGUCAAGAAGGGCGACACGGUGGCACUCUACCUACCCAUGAUUCCAGAGGCCGUCAUCUCCUUCCUCGCCGUCACCCGAAUCGGCGCCAUCCACUCGGUCGUCUUUGCCGGUUUCUCGUCAGGAUCUCUGGCUGACCGCAUCCUCGACGCCAACUCCAAAGUCGUCAUCACCACAGACGAGGGCAAGCGCGGUGGCAAGGUUAUUGGAACCAAGAAGAUCGUCGACGAAGCAUUGAAGAAAUGCCCGGAUGUGACACGCGUCUUGGUCUACAAGAGGACAGGUGCUGAUGUCCCCUGGACGAAAGGCCGAGAUUUUUGGUGGCAUGAAGAGGUCGAAAAAUACCCCAACUACAUCGCUCCGGAGUCCAUGGCGUCGGAGGAUCCUCUCUUCCUGCUCUACACCUCCGGCUCCACGGGUAAACCAAAGGGCGUCAUGCAUUCUACGGCAGGCUACCUUUUGGGCGCUGCGUCAACCGGCAAGUACGUGUUUGACAUCCAUGACGACGACGUGUUCUUCUGCGGCGGCGACGUGGGUUGGAUUACUGGUCACACCUAUGUGGUGUACGCUCCUCUUCUGCUGGGCGUGGCCACCGUCGUCUUCGAAGGUACCCCGGCCUACCCCAAUUUCUCCCGAUACUGGGACGUCAUCGACAAGCACAAUGUCACCCAGUUCUACGUCGCACCUACCGCCUUGCGUCUCUUGAAGAGAGCUGGCGACGAGCACAUCCAUCACCAGUUGAGCAAACUGCGAGUCCUUGGCUCGGUCGGUGAGCCCAUCGCUGCAGAGGUCUGGAAGUGGUAUUUUGAGGUGGUAGGCAAAGAGGAGGCGCAUAUCGUUGACACAUACUGGCAAACCGAAACUGGGUCCCACGUGAUCACCCCGUUGGCUGGCGUCACGCCCACCAAGCCCGGCAGUGCAUCCUUACCUUUCUUCGGCAUUGAGCCGGCCAUCAUCGAUCCAGUCUCUGGCGAAGAGAUUGAGGGCAAUGAUGUCGAAGGCGUGCUGGCGUUCAAGCAGGCGUGGCCCAGCAUGGCAAGGACGGUUUGGGGCGCACACAAGCGGUACAUGGACACCUAUUUGAACGUCUACAAGGGCUACUACUUCACUGGAGACGGUGCCGGUCGCGACCACGAGGGUUAUUACUGGAUUAGAGGCCGUGUGGACGAUGUUGUCAACGUUUCUGGCCAUCGGCUGUCCACCGCCGAGAUCGAGGCCGCAUUGAUCGAACACGACGGCGUUGCUGAGGCUGCAGUCGUCGGCAUCAACGACGAGCUCACCGGCCAGGCCGUCAACGCGUUCGUCUCGCUGAAAGAUGGAGCUGACAACAGCGAAGCGAUGCGCAAAGACCUGAUUCUGCAAGUUCGGAAGUCUAUCGGACCUUUCGCGGCACCCAAGGCCAUCUACAUUGUGGAUGACCUUCCCAAGACUCGGUCUGGCAAGAUUAUGAGAAGAAUUUUGCGGAAGAUUCUCAGCGGUGAGGAGGACAGCUUGGGAGACAUCUCAACGCUCAGUGACCCGAGUGUUGUCACCAAGAUCAUUGAGACGGUCAAGGCGUCAAAGAAGAAGUGA